AUGAAAACAGUACGGCACUCGGAACAGACGCUGAGAACAGCUCUCAUCUCUAAGAACCCAGCCCUCGUGUCCCAGUAUGAGAAGCUCGAUGCUGCAGAGCGGCGUUUGAUGAACGAAGCCUUCCAGCCCGCCAGCGAUCUCUUCGGGCCCAUCGUCCUGCAUUCUCAGUCAGACUGGAUCGCCUCCCAUCCCGAGCCUCCCCAAGGCUUUGAAGAGUUUUUCAGUGAUCCUUCCAGAAAGGCACCCUCUCGAGAGAAACACAGUAUUUACAUCCAGUGCAUUGGACCUCUAGGAAAUACCAGAAUGAUCAGUGAAGAAUAUGUGAAAUGGCUCAAGGGCUACUGUGAAGCAUUUUUCUAUGGCUUGACAGUGAAACUCCUGGAACCAGUUCCUGUCUCUGCAACACGGUGUGCCUUUAGAGUCAACGAGAACACGAAGAACCUGCAAAUACAUGCAGGGCACAUCCUGCACUUCUUAAAAAAGAAGAAACCUGAAGAUGCCUUCUGCAUUGUGGGAGUGACAAUGAUUGAUCUUUACCCAAGAGACUCCUGGAAUUUUGUUUUUGGGCAGGCCUCUUUGACAGAUGGCGUGGGGAUCUUCAGCUUUGCCAGGUAUGGCGGUGACUUUUACAGCUCCGGCUACAAAGGCAAGGUGAAGGCGCCGCAGAGGCGAUCCACGCGUGACUAUUCGGCGUUCGACAGCUAUUAUACUCCCGACGUGACUAGUGUUUUGCUGCUUCGGUCCUGCAAGACUUUAACCCACGAGAUUGGACACAUAUUUGGACUCCGACACUGCCAGUGGCUUGCAUGCCUAAUGCAAGGCUCCAACCACUUGGAAGAAGCUGACCGGCGCCCCCUGGACCUGUGCCCUAUCUGUUUACGCAAGUUGCAAUGUGCUAUUGGCUUCAACAUUGUAGAAAGAUACAAAGCCCUGGUGAGGUGGAUCGAUGAUGAAUCUGCUGACACGCCCCGAGGCACCCCGAAGCAUGGUCCUGAUGGUAACGUGAAUCUGCCCAAACCUGUGGAAGCCUUUGAGGAGUGGAGAGAGUGGAUAAUGAAAUGCCUUGCUGUUGUCCAAAAGUAA
Pipistrellus nathusii (Nathusius's pipistrelle) is the source of this 1083-nucleotide messenger RNA. Lineage: Eukaryota; Metazoa; Chordata; Mammalia; Chiroptera; Vespertilionidae. The record is from the annotation of a GenBank genome assembly.